AGCUCUUCUUGUGCCGCUUAUAAUAGAUAAUUUUAGGUUUAUCGAGUGUUUUAAGCUUUCAAAGAUCAUAGUUGUUUCUGACUUUCGGCUUCCCUAAGAUUUUCGGUUCAUUAGAGAGGCCCUGGCAUGGUGGUCAAGGAUUUUGGUUUAGGAUCACUACACUCGAAGCUCUACUGUUUUUUGUAGAGCAACUCGUUUAAAUUGAUAAUAACGUAGGUCACACACGGUCAUAUUUGCGGAAUGAUCUACCAAGAAGUUUUGAAUCGUUACGAUGGGUGGUAGAUUAUUAUAGUCACAUGGUGACAUCCUGAGACGUCUGCUGGAUGAUGAUGCGAAAGGUGGCCAGCAAAUCACCAGGAAAUCCCAACUAUAGCUCUCCAGAUGCACCGUGUCUAGCUGCUGCUUCCACAACUUGCAAGAAAGAGUUGCCAAGUAUUGGUGAUGGAGACCAGUCUGGCUGUGGUGGCUUAUCAGGUGCCUUGAGUGAAAAAGGCUUGUACAUCUCGGACAGUGAAAAGGAAGAAGCAAACUUUGCCACUCUUUCAAUCACUGAUAACCACGGCUUGGAACUACAAGACCUCACCUUGUGUGGCAAAAUUUCCAAGAUGCCUGCUCCUCUGGAUACUCAGUCCCUUCUCCACCAUCAACCACAACCACCUCCUUCAUCAAAUGUGAUUGCUUCCUCCACGAUACACCAGCAGCCGCCACAGACACCACCAUCUAACUGUCCUCUGAGCAGCAGCAUCAUAGGCAGCAGUAUAAGUGGCAGCAGCAGUGGGCGAGGCAUCAAGGACAAGAAGCUUUCAGGUGGCUCUCUUUCAAUGCCUGACCCACCGCGCCCCAAGACGGUCACCGUCAUCGACCAGAAUAACAAAGCCAGACCUACCACUAAGAAAACUAAGCCCAUCCAAGCCAAUCUUGAUGUCUCUAAGGAGUUCAGCAGGUGCCGAGAAGAAGGCGCCCGUCGCCUCGACCUCAGCAACUCGAGCAUCAGCCACCUGCCCCCGUCUGUACACAACCUCACGCACCUCUCUGAGUUCUAUCUCUACAGUAACAAGUUGGUCACACUCCCCGCCGAAAUCGGCAGUCUGGUUAACCUCCAGACUCUUGGGCUAUCAGAGAACUCUCUGACAUCGCUACCAGACACUCUGGACCGCCUCAAGAGGCUCCGAGUGCUCGACUUGAGGCACAACAAACUCUGUGAAAUUCCUCCCGUCGUAUACAGGAUACCUUCCCUCACCACCCUCUUCCUGCGCUUCAACAGAAUACGCACAAUUGACGACCGCAUCCGCAAUCUUAUUAAUUUGACAUCACUGUCACUCCGUGAAAACAAAAUUCGAGAGCUGCCUGACGGUAUUGGCCAGCUCGUGAAUUUAAUGACGUUGGACGUUGCCAACAACCACUUGGAGCGUCUGCCUGACGAAAUAGGUUCCUGCGUGCACCUGCAAACCCUACAUCUGCAGCACAACGAGCUCGUCGCUCUGCCGCCUGCUAUAGGAAACCUCACUUCCCUCGUCACAUUGGGACUCCGCUACAAUCGCCUGACGGAGAUUCCGCCCAGUCUUAAUCAGUGCACUCUCCUUGUGGAGUUCAAUGUGGAGGGCAAUCAAAUCUCGCAGCUGCCAGAAGGCCUUCUGUCGUCUUUAACUUAUUUGUCAUCACUGACGCUGUCCCGUAACAGUUUCUGCUCAUAUCCGGUGGGCGGACCUUCUCAGUUCACUAAUGUUCAGAGCAUAAAUUUGGAGCACAAUAGGGUUGACAAGAUCCCAUAUGGGAUUUUCUCGCGUGCCAAACAUCUCACAAAACUGAACAUGAAGGAUAAUGCACUUACCUCCUUACCACUCGAUAUUGGGUCAUGGACGAACAUGGUCGAGCUCAAUCUGAGCACUAACCAGCUCACUAAAAUCCCUGACGAUAUUUCAUGCCUCAUAAGUAUGGAGGUCCUCAGGCUUUCCAACAACCUCCUGAAGAAAAUUCCAAGCAGCAUUGGUAAUAUGCGGAAGCUGCGUACACUCGACCUCGAAGAAAACAGACUUGAGGGACUGCCUCCUGAAAUAGGUUUCCUCAAAGAGCUCCAGACUCUGACGGUUCAAAGCAAUCAGCUUUCUGCCCUGCCGCGUGCUAUCGGGCAUCUUAAAAACUUGACGUAUCUUAGUGUUGGUGAAAACAACCUUGGGUACUUGCCUGAAGAGAUUGGUUCGCUGGAGUCUUUGGAAAGUCUCUACAUUAAUGACAAUCCCAUGCUGCACAACUUGCCCUUCGAGCUCGCGUUGUGCACCAAUCUUCAGAUCAUGUCCAUCGAAAACUGUCCUCUCAGUCAGAUACCCCAGGAGGUGGUUAAUGGUGGACCAUCGCUUGUCAUACAGUACUUGAAACUUCAAGGCCCCUACCGCUCCAUGUGAAUGGAUGACAAGAUGACCUCGUGUCUGAUCUGAAGCUGCGAUGUUGUUCCUCCCAUCCAUGCUAAUGAUGCAUCGUAAUCAAGAACAAAGAAAUUUCUACUUCUAUUGUGUUCAUGUUCAAGAUUCUUCAGAGUUAAUGAUGGCAGGAUAUUAUAUAUAAAAAGUAAAUUAUUAUUUGAGUACAUCUUUCGUGAGAAACUAGUUUUAAUUAUAGCGAUGAACAGAGAUGAAUUAUUAAUUGAACAUUUAUUGAAGACUUCAACAUAACGGCAAAUUUGUAACCGUGUCUGCCACAAUUAAAAGUACCAAUUCACAUGUAAUUGUUCAUGAAGACCAGUCAUAAUUUUCUUAAAGAUUUACACAUGAAAAGGUUUAACGAGACUUAAUUGAAUCGAAUGCCUAACUGUUCUGGGAUGAUCUGGGAUAUCUUUAAACGUUCAUUAUCUUCAACGUUCUAAUGAUUGGUGGUCGGCAUCACUGCCGUGAAUCGGUAGUACAAGUUGUCUAUUGAGCUGGUGAUUAGAUGCAAUGAUUCACUGAAGACUUGAUUAAUGAUGAAAAGCACGAGACGAAUUUUAUCCUCAUCACUUUCGCAUAACAGAACUACUUUUUGCGAAGCCAUUUUUCUACGAAUUCUACGUUUUAUUCUGUUUCUUUCUGUACGUGCUUGAUGACAACGCACGUUAAAUUGAUAUUAAUCCGAACUUUCCUUUACUCUUAAUUGUAUUAUAGUUUAUUUUAAGCUAAUUAACAUUGGUCUUAUAUUCAGUACUUGAUAAGCGUUCUCAAGUUAUGUUCAUGUUCAUAAUUAGUAACUUGAUUUUAAGCCCCUUCUAGUUUUAAUAUUUCUUACAAGCGUUAAAAGAUUAUUCCUGGAUAUUAAUUCCAGCUUCUGAGAAUUUUACUCGCGACUAACCUCGUAUUGAGGUUGACUGCAGCGCAACUCAAAUCUUUGUUUAUUGCUCUAAAUUUUCCUCUGUGCAAAGAGGGGAAAAUUUGCUCUAUUUUAGUUAAAAUUCACAUAAAUUUUCCUAUUGAAAGAAAAAUGGAGCUGAUUUUUAUUAGAUCAGUCAGUUGGUUUUGAGAUUUGCUGAUGAUAUUAAGCCGUUGUUUUGUGCAGUUUACUUGUCCUUCAAACGCGCACAGACUGUCAUUCCUUGCCCCUAUGUAGCGUCGAUGCUACAAUGCGGCUUAGGCAUGAAUACUCUUCAUUCAAUUCCGAAAACAAAUACUGCGUUUUUAUGUGUGCAUUUUUUGGUAAAAUAGAUCAAAUUUUAAAUAAUUAAAAUCGUAUAGACUGAAUCCUUUAUUUGGAUGAGCUCCAUUAGACCAUUGAUCUCAGUUGCUUUCUAUUUUUUCUCGGAUUUUAUGAUGCUGAAAAUGUUCAGCUUAUGAUUAAUAUGGGAAAUUUAUAUUCUUUUUUUUCUGUUGACAUCAUUACUUAACCAAUAACUUUCAUGUUGUGUUGCUUUAGGCAGGUUAUCAUGUGUCCAUACCCAGGGCACUAACAGUUCGUAAUUGGUGCGUUUUUGUGUCUCGUCUAGUGGUUGAUUUCGCACGUUAUCGUCAAACAUUUUCUUCAUAAAGAUUUUUUUGAUUGGUGUCGAGAGUAUAUGAUCAUUUUGGUUGUUUCAAGGUCGCUCUCAUAAUAAAGGGUGUGAGCAUCCGCCUUGGAGAAGUACUUUGAUUGGAUUUACUCGCUAGUGCACUUCUCUGUCUCGAGGCGCAGAACUUCUUUGUUUUAUCGCGUACCUUUAUUUCAUUAGCGCUUAAUGCGCGGCCAUUUAAGAUGAAUUGUGUGUGAUAAGUGCUCACGUUUUAUGACUUAAUUUAUAGUUUACAUUUUUUGACAGUGACUAGUAUCUUGCAUGCAAUUAAAAGUGGUAUUAGGCAACGCGUCAUUCUGGUCUUUGUUCUUCAUUUGGCUUCUUAUUUCCAGGCCAUUGUCAAAUUUAAAUUUUCUUUCUUAAUGAAAAAUUAGCAAAGCUUUAUCUCUAUUAUAUUUUAUGAACAUGUGCAUGAAUGGUCAUGAAUGUCGUGUUGCGAUUCCUAUGCUGAAUGUUAUUUUGUGCCUGUGUGCGUUUCUGUUCUGCGAAUGCUGAGUGCAUGGAGUUAGCGAUGUCACGUACGAGUAUUAUAUGGUUAAGAUGAUAUUAAUGAGCAGGCAUGACAUGACGAGGCACGAUUGGUAUGGAAUGAAUGGCACUGGGCAAAGAAUGUUUGUGAUGUAAGGUAUGACAGUGGCGUGUGUUCUGUGUUUUUUUGGUAGGGUAGCGCGUCAGGUUGCGGUGCUGGAGACGCGGCAGAGCUCGUCUGGUCUCCCCCCAUAGAUAGCUAUCGCUGCCAUCCUUCAUCAAGUCGCUUCACUCCUACAAUGAUUUCACAUACCUUGCAUAAUUUUAUUUGUUCGUGUGUUUGUUUAUGUACGCAAAUACAUUUUUUUUAACUGUAGCAGAAACUUUACUAAGCGUUUUUAUAUCAAUAGUAGUAAAUUCUGCCAUUAACAAGCUCAGCGCUGAGCCUUUGACUAAAAUUCAACUUAGGUCGAAUGUUCAUUUUUUUCCGAAAAUUUUGUUUUUUCGUAAUUGCGAAUAAUUUUUUCUACUUGACGACACUGGCAAGCGGUGGCUUCAGAAGCGCUCUGCUGCAGCGACGACCGUGGUGCUUCGGCGUUCGCGUGUCUUAUACAAUGCAGCCUGACGUUCCAGUCGUUGUAAUCCAGACUAUAUUCGAUGUUUAGCUCUAGUUCUUGUGUCUAGGUAGUUUCGAGUGAUUGAUCUGGUGUUCCUGCGAUUACUAACGCAUUGUGGUGGAAUGCUUGUUGUGGUGAGUGUGGUGUGAGGCGCUGAGUAGUCUCUGAUGCCAAUGAAUCUUAUCAUAGACUUCUUCCUGGUCCUCAAUCCUUUGGUAGAAUGGCGUUUGUGUCGUCCGUAACAAUGACGCCUUCCUGUAUUUUGCGGGUGCCCUCGAGAUAGCUGCACCUAGAGCUCCCUAGAUCUUGUCUCUAGAAUUUUUCCUUGUCGUGCGGACAGCUACUAACAGUAAUGGACUAGGGUUGUCUCUAGGCGCAGCUUAUGAGCGAGAUGGACAUGUAUGCUGCAUGUCUCAUCUGCACUGUCACUCGAGUGCCGUCUGGCUUCAGUAUUACAAACUGUUGCAUCGUGAUUAGGUUUUUCUGGAUGUUGUUUACCAACGCAACUUGGUUGAAUUUGAACUUGAUUUUCCAACUGCGACUACCCUUUGCUUCCUGAAAUUAUUAUUGAGACGAGUCGAUGUUUCGUGAAGUAAAUAAUUGCCCUAAAGGUUAUUCGCCAUAUUAGUAGAAAAUAGCUGAAUUUACCUUACGUGUAAUUCACUAUUCGUUAUCAUCCAUUAUCAUGAUUAUCAUCCAAAAAUACAAGCAAGUAUCCCGUAUCGUGAUACCAUCUCGUGUAAGUUUGAUGGUGCGUACCGAUUCUUGUGUUGGUAGAGGCGGCACCGAGUGCGGCUUGGGGGCACCCGUCAAUGUGAGGCUCGUCGCUGCGUUGCGCUUGCAUUCCCUGUAGCGAGUCGUCGGCCAUUCUAGUAGAGCUUACCAUACCCCAAGUAAAGGCUACUAUUAAUGUGUUAAUCGUUAAAUCUUCCUAAAUAUUAAUGAAAUUGAACUAUACUAUCUAUAAUGUUACGACGUGGUUGUAGGGGACGAAUAACUUUAUCAAGAAGUGCUACUCGAGCUCCUUUUAAUAGAUUAACACUUAAUGUCGUAUUCUGAAGCCCUCUUGAUCUUGACUGGUCACGUUUUCUCUUUCCUGACGUUGAAGUCUAGUAGAAAAUUAUUUCAUGGUCUCGAUUACCGAGCAAUGAUCCAUUUCUUCCCAGACAAGUUACAAAUGUACUAGUCAGUAUGUUUUAUUUUGUCAAUUGCGCUUCUUCACAAUUUGGACUCGUGUAUGUCGUACUUGUACUAUUAGUUCAAUCUAUUUUCCUUGCUAUUAAUUUUACUUCUGCCUUUUUCCGCCCAAAUAUUUGUUAAAUGCUACCGAUGUUUUCUUUCCUUUCAUACAAUUGAGUUCGAAAGCUAAUAAUCGAUGGAGGGAUACCACUAGUUGGAAACAUGAAAGGUGGGAGUCUAUCACGCCUGAAAGAUUCGUCAAUAAAGUAAAUACGAAUAAUCUUUGUUUGGAAAAAUUAUUUCGGGAUUUGCUCUCCUCCUGAAGUAAGUAAUAUCUUGCUUCAUAUAGAAGAAACUUUGUAAAUUUAAUAAGAAUGCUAACAGUAAUCGAGAACUGGUGUUGGGAUGUCAUGCCAGCCGCUCACCCACCAUACACGCUCGAUGUCCUCGCGAGGCUGCAUCGGGCCGAUGGUGCUGCUGGCCUCUUGCAUGACAAGUUCUUCGUCCAAUAAUGUUCUAUGUUUCUUUCUUUGAAUAGCAAAUAAAUAUGGUCGAGAUAGUAGUAGCGCUACCUUAGGUCUUGUCUUCUAAGAUAAUUCAAUUUAUAAUUAAAUCCCUUUAGAUGGAGCGCUGGUAACACUUUUGUGUCAGUAUUCCUAUUCCGUCAUUAGUUGGGCGUUUGAUCUGUCUCCUUAUUCAGAUAUUUAGUUCCAUCGAAAUGUUUUGUGUGUCUAUCUGACGGCAGAUGUACUUGGCUUUGUAUCAGUCAUGGAAAUGUCACUCAUAAAUACGUAGGUACUAU
Messenger RNA from Hyalella azteca, 7075 nucleotides. RefSeq names its product leucine-rich repeat protein SHOC-2 (gene Sur-8). The transcript is spliced from 9 exons. The record is from RefSeq and is a predicted model, not a curated record. The coding region runs from base 324 to 2402 and encodes 692 amino acids. Lineage: Eukaryota; Metazoa; Arthropoda; Malacostraca; Amphipoda; Hyalellidae. Gene Ontology annotation, molecular function: protein binding.